CGUUACAUGCCUAGUUGUCGUACAACAGCAUAAAAUCAAAUCAGUGACAGACAGCAAGGCUAAGAGAGUGGAAUUGAUUAUUGUUCGAGCAUUCAUUCUAUCUCGAUAUUGAUUUAAAAUAAAUAUGAAAAUCAUCGGCGGUAUCGAAAAUAUUACAAAAAGAGAGGAAGAUUAUCUGAUCAAAUACAAAACGGGCGAAACAGCUAAAGUAUACGUUAUAAAUAGUCAUGUUUUCAGAUAUUACAUGUCACCUAAUGGAGAAUUUUUUGACUAUCCAAUACCAAACAAUCCUGAUGAUAAUGCAAAAAUUACAAUUAAAAACAUUGCCGAUUACGAUGAAGAUUCAUUUAAGAAAUCCUCUAUGAAAGACGUUGAUAAAUAUUAUGAAAUCGAAUUAAAUAAAGUUCAAAUACAAUUUGAUAAGAUAAAUGGAAUAAUGAGCGUGUACGAUAAAAGAACAAACAAAGUGGCGAUAGAGGAAUCUAGUCCUUUGUCUUAUGAUGACGAUAUAACAGUACAGACACUAUAUCAAAAGAAGGACGAGUACUUUUUCGGAGGUGGCAUGCAAAAUGGACGAUUUACACACAAAGGAAAUAUUAUCCACAUAGUUAAUACAAAUAACUGGGUAGAUGGAGGAGUUACUUCUCCUUGUCCAUUUUACUGGUCAUCAUAUGGAUAUGGCGUACUAAGACAUACUUGGCAACCCGGUGUCUAUGAUUUCGGAUCCGAAUCUCUCGAUUUUGUAACAACUACCCACAAAACUGAUCAUUUCGAUGCAUUUUACUUUAUAAACUCCGAACCGCGUGAUAUACUUGGUGAUUAUUACGAAUUAACAGGUCAACCGAUCUUUAUGCCCGAAUAUGCAUUUUAUGAAGCGCAUUUGAACGCUUUCAAUAGAGAUUAUUGGGUAAAAACAACACCAGAAACGCCCGGCGCAAUAUUAUUCGAAGAUGGUAAUUACUAUAAAAGUUAUAAACCGAAUGAAAUGGGAGACAAAAAAGGCAUACUGGAAUCAUUGAACGGAGAAAAGGACAAUUAUCAAUUUUCAGCACGCGCAAUGAUUGAUCGUUAUAGAAGACAUGAUAUGCCUUUAGGUUGGUUUAUACCAAAUGAUGGUUACGGAUCAGGGUACGGACAAACAAAUUCGUUAGACGGUGAUAUUGAAAAUUUAAAGGAGUUUGCAGAUUAUGCUAGAGAAAAAGGUGUUGAAGUGGCUCUGUGGACUGAAUCUAACUUACAUCCUGCAGAUCCUUUACAUCCCAAAAAAGGGGAAAGGGAUUUGGGUAAGGAACUGAGUGUGGCGAAAGUGGUUGCAUUGAAAUGCGACGUCGCUUGGAUCGGAUAUGGCUACUCCUUCGGUUUGAAUGCAGUUGACGAUGUUACAAAGAUAUUUAUUUCGAAAACCAACGUAAGACCGAUGAUUAUAAUGGUAGAUGGAUGGGCUGGUACACAACGCUACUCUGGUAUUUGGAGCGGUGAUCAAACAGGCGGUCAGUGGGAAUACAUACGCUUCCAUAUACCGACUUAUAUCGGAUCUGGACUAUCGGGUCAACCUCUUAUUGGUUCAGAUAUGGAUGGGAUAUAUGGUGGAAAAGAGAGAGAGGUGAAUAUCCGCGACUAUCAGUGGAAGACUUUUACACCGUUGCAACUGAACAUGGACGGAUGGGGACGUAUUCCAAAGACACCAUUUAGCUUCGACGAUGAAGCUAUCAGUAUAAACAGAGCAUAUUUAAAACUAAAAUCGAUGUUUCUACCUUACAACUAUACGAUAGGCCACGAAUCGAUUAGAGGUCUACCAAUGAUAAGAGCUAUGUUCCUGGAAUACCCAAAUGAAAGCCUUGCUUACACCAAAGAAUGUCAAUAUCAGUUUAUGUGGGGACCUAAUAUACUAGUAGCCCCGAUUUAUGAAGAGGGUUUCAAUCGCGAUGGUGUUUACCUACCUGAUAAAAAUCAAGUUUGGAUAGAUUUCUUUACUGGUGAAAAAAUACAAGGCGGUAAAAUCAUUAACAAUUUAGAUAUACCUCUAUGGAAAAUUCCUGUUUUUAUAAAAGACGGAGCUAUAAUACCUAUGACAAAGCCUAAUAAUAACCCUAAUGAAAUAGACAGAAGUAUUAGAAUUUUCACAGUAUAUCCAAAUAAUGAUUCAAAGUUUAAUGUUUACGAAGAUGAUGGUAUAUCAAGUGAUUAUUUGAAGGACCAGUUUGCUACAACUGAAAUUAUUGUCAAUGGACCGGCGUCAAACGAACAAGGAGAUCUCCUCAUAAGUAUAGAAAAGACAAAAGGUAAUUAUAAGAGUAUGAUGAAAGAAAGAACGACAUUACUUCAGAUAAUGGCUUCACAAGACGUUGAACAUGUAAAAGCAGCAAUCAAUGGACAGCCCCUACUAAUAACAAAAGCACCAAGCUUUGACGAAUUCGAAAAAUCCGUAAACGCAUUUUUCUUUAAAAAUGAUUUCGAAAUUAAUCCUUAUUUAGCUCAAUUUAAUAACAUACCACAAGCAGUUUUGUUAAUAAAAAUUGGAGACUUAGAUAUAACGUCCCAUCACAUACAAAUAAAAGUAAAAGAUUAUGCCAAUAUUACUAAAGUGUUGGGUAAAAAUUUAAACGUGAAUAAUGAUUUGGCAACACCAAAUAAUUUCGAAGUAGCGGGCGAAGUAACAUCCACUAAUAUAACACUGCAAUGGUCGGAAAUUGAUAAAGUAUAUUAUGAAAUUGAAAAAGAUGGAAUUAUUUAUAGCAGCAUAAAACGAACAAAAUUUACAUUCCAAGAUUUAAAGUAUAAAACAGAAUAUUUAUUCAGAAUUCGUGUCGUAAACGAGUAUGGCGUAUCAGAAUGGAGUGAUUCUAUUAAAGUGAAAACGUUAGAUGAUCCAUAUAAAAACGUUAUUAAAGGUGUUAAAGUAAAAUGUAACAUUCCUUGUCAGCCUUGUCAAGAAAUAUGCAAUUUAACUGAUGGUGCUUUGACAUCAUUAUGGCACACACAUUGGCACAAACCUAUACAGAAGUGUAAUUUGAAAUUAACCUUUGAUUUAGGAAAUGUAUAUCAUUUAGAAAAAUUUGAAUACACACCUCGAGAUGAUGCGGGAAACGGAACGUUUUUAAAGAUCCAGUACAGAUAUUCGAUUGAUGGUAAAAAUUGGAGUUCGUUAACGAAACCCAUAAUAUUGGAACAUAACUCAUCCGUCAAAACUGUAGACUUACAAGGAAUCAAACUAAGACAUUUCGAACUGAUUAUACUAGAUAGUGUUGGAGGUUUUGGAUCUGGUAAACAAAUAAGAUUCUAUAAAAAGAUUUAAUGAAAAUAAACAUUGAAAAUUUCAAAUUAAAAAAUAAUGC
Molecule: messenger RNA, 3335 nt
Organism: Papilio machaon (common yellow swallowtail)
Lineage: Eukaryota; Metazoa; Arthropoda; Insecta; Lepidoptera; Papilionidae
Product: alpha-glucosidase 2
Exons: 2
Coding region: 125-3295 (1056 amino acids)
Biological process (GO): carbohydrate metabolic process
Molecular function (GO): hydrolase activity, hydrolyzing O-glycosyl compounds; carbohydrate binding; protein binding
Source: RefSeq, a predicted model, not a curated record